Messenger RNA from Zalophus californianus (California sea lion), 1540 nucleotides. RefSeq names its product cell adhesion molecule 1 (gene CADM1). The record is from RefSeq and is a predicted model, not a curated record. NCBI's taxonomy places the organism in Eukaryota, Metazoa, Chordata, Mammalia, Carnivora, Otariidae. Gene Ontology annotation, biological process: susceptibility to natural killer cell mediated cytotoxicity; cell recognition; detection of stimulus. Bases 36 to 1469 code for a protein of 477 amino acids. The transcript has 12 exons. Gene Ontology annotation, cellular component: plasma membrane; synapse; neuron projection. Gene Ontology annotation, molecular function: signaling receptor binding.
AAGCCACCGCCGCCAGUCUGAGGCAGGUGCCCGACAUGGCGAGUGCUGUGCUGCCGAGCGGAUCCCAGUGUGCGGCGGCGGUGGCGGCGGUGGCGGCGGCGGCGGCGCCUCCCGGGCUCCGACUCCGGCUUCUGCUGUUGCUCCUCUCCGCCGCGGCACUGAUCCCCACAGGCGAUGGACAGAAUUUGUUUACGAAAGAUGUGACAGUGAUCGAGGGAGAAGUCGCAACCAUCAGCUGCCAAGUCAAUAAGAGUGACGACUCUGUGAUUCAGCUGCUGAAUCCCAACAGGCAGACCAUUUAUUUCAGAGACUUCAGGCCUUUGAAGGACAGCAGGUUUCAGUUGCUGAAUUUUUCUAGCAGUGAACUCAAGGUGUCGCUGACAAAUGUCUCAAUUUCGGAUGAAGGGAGAUACUUCUGCCAGCUCUACACUGACCCCCCACAAGAAAGUUAUACCACAAUCACAGUGCUGGUCCCACCACGCAACCUGAUGAUCGAUAUCCAGAAAGACACAGCGGUGGAAGGCGAGGAGAUUGAAGUCAACUGCACUGCCAUGGCCAGCAAACCAGCCACGACCAUCAGGUGGUUCAAAGGGAACAAGGAGCUAAAAGGCAAAUCGGAGGUGGAGGAGUGGUCAGACAUGUACACUGUGACCAGUCAGCUGAUGCUGAAGGUGCACAAGGAGGAUGACGGGGUCCCAGUGAUCUGUCAGGUGGAGCACCCAGCUGUCACCGGAAACUUGCAGACCCAGCGGUACCUUGAAGUACAGUAUAAGCCUCAAGUGCAUAUUCAGAUGACUUACCCUCUACAAGGCCUAACCCGGGAAGGGGAUGCGCUCGAGUUAACAUGCGAAGCCAUCGGGAAGCCCCAGCCGGUGAUGGUGACCUGGGUUAGAGUCGAUGACGAAAUGCCUCAGCACGCCGUCCUGUCCGGGCCCAACCUGUUCAUCAAUAACCUAAACAAAACAGAUAAUGGUACAUACCGCUGUGAAGCCUCUAACAUAGUGGGGAAAGCUCACUCGGAUUAUAUGCUGUAUGUUUACGAUCCCCCCACAACUAUCCCUCCUCCCACAACAACCACCACCACCACCACCACCACCACCACCACCACCACCAUCCUUACCAUCAUCACAGACACGGCAGCGACGACAGAGCCAGCAGUUCACGGCCUUACUCAGUUGCCCAAUUCCGCAGAAGAACUGGACAGUGAGGACCUCUCAGAUUCUCGAGCCGGCGAGGAGGGCGCCAUCCGAGCGGUGGACCACGCCGUGAUCGGCGGUGUUGUGGCCGUGGUCGUGUUCGCCAUGCUGUGCUUGCUCAUCAUUCUAGGGCGCUAUUUUGCCAGACAUAAAGGUACAUACUUCACUCAUGAAGCCAAAGGAGCCGAUGACGCAGCAGACGCAGAUACAGCCAUAAUCAAUGCGGAAGGAGGCCAGAACAACUCCGAAGAAAAGAAAGAGUACUUCAUCUAGAUCAGCCUUUUUGUUUCACUGAGGUGUCCAGCUGGCCCCAUUUAGGUGAUAAAGAGACAGAGAUGUUGGAA